UCAAAUAUGAAAAAUUAGUGCUGCAGUGCGAGCCUCAAAACCAAACACUACACUUGCGUGCAGCCAAAAUUUUUAAACCUUUACUCGCAUUGUUGGUUGUUGCUAUCAUGAAUGCUCUAAGAGCUCUGGUAUUAAGAAACGCAAACAUUUCUUCUCACUUGAAAUUGAUAUGUGGGCGUGAAAGCAUUCCUGCUGCUUCUUUCGCGACAGAAGCUCCUUUAGAUGUCGAAGAACCUGAGAUCCCCGACGUUCCUGAGAGCACCGAUGGAUUUGUUCUUCCAGGACGCAAGCAUGUUUACGAACCAGGAUAUUUAGAUAAACUGAAACCCGCUAUUCCGCCUUAUGAUCUAAUUGACAUAGAAAUGAAAGGCUAUGAUUUUGCAGUUCUUGAGAAUCUACAAAGUAUAGUAUGCAAACUAUUAACCGCCUCAAAUAUUGAUGUAAUUGAUGGCUGGGCAGUGCGUGCUGAGUCAUGGCACAUUCAGCGAUUUGAACCAAAUUCAUCUAAAGUAGCAGGAGAGUUCAAUAUGAAAGAAUAUAAGAGAAUGUUGCAGUUGGCUGAUCUUCCAGCAACAAAAUUGGGUCUCGUCAUUGAGCUGCUACAGAGUGUCGCUCCCCCCGGUGUAACGUGCUCAGUACUGCAGCACUCUGAACAAAUCGAGAAAGAUAAAUAUAUUCCAGACAUGGGAAUAAAGGCUUUACAGGAACAGUUGGACGAACUUGGAGGCCCCUCCAAACUGGCACUUCAAAGAGAAAGAGAAGCCAAAUACAAUAAAUUAAAAUAAUGCUUGUAUGUGGUGGCUUGGUAAAGUGUAAUAAAUGUUAAUUAUCUUUA
Molecule: messenger RNA, 835 nt
Organism: Thrips palmi
Lineage: Eukaryota; Metazoa; Arthropoda; Insecta; Thysanoptera; Thripidae
Gene: mRpL48
Exons: 5
Coding region: 108-785 (225 amino acids)
Cellular component (GO): mitochondrial ribosome
Source: RefSeq, a predicted model, not a curated record